Messenger RNA from Stegastes partitus (bicolor damselfish), 2563 nucleotides. RefSeq lists its product as uncharacterized. The record is from RefSeq and is a predicted model, not a curated record. The transcript is spliced from 5 exons. NCBI's taxonomy places the organism in Eukaryota, Metazoa, Chordata, Actinopteri, Pomacentridae. The coding region runs from base 72 to 1796 and encodes 574 amino acids.
UCAGGCGGGAGCAGAGCCACCGGAGGCUGGAGAGACCCACACGGUUCCUCUGGAGCAACUUUCCCCUGAACAUGUCCACCCUCCAGACGCUGAAGACCUUCAUCCACCAGCGGCUCGCCGUGGCCGUGGACGAGAUAUUCGGGCUGCUGGAAACUACGAUCUCCGACUAUGAGGAGGAGAUCAGCCGCCAGCGAAGGCUGAUGGAGGACGAGAGGUCCGAGUUUCUGAGCAAAAAAGCAGAUCUGCAACAAGCGAUGAGAUUUCGGGUCAUCAUCGAACAUGAUAUCAAGAAGAUUACUUUCCAGAACGGCCUGCCCUCAUCGGUGGAGGACCUGAUCAAAGUGUUCAAACAGGCCUUUUCCAUCACCACAGACAUCGGCCUCCAGUACAAAGACGCUGACUUUGAUGACUUCUUCACGCUGACCUCUACAAGUGACUUGAAGGACAAAGACACGCUGAAGGUAGUGCGCAUGCCCCCAGGCAUCAUCAUGACCACGGUUUCUCAUGAGCACCACCCGGACACCUCUGAUGUGUCCUCUGUGGAUGAUCUGCUGUCUGUGGACUCCCAAGACAACCUGCUUCCCAGCCCUCCUGCCACUGAGAGGCAGAACCUGUGGCCGGCCCUGUUCCCCAUCCCAACCUUCUCCUACAACACUGAGAUGGCUUUGAGGCAAGGCAACGAGAAAUUCCUCAAAGAUGGAACUCCACUGACAACACCAAGUGUCAAGUCAGACAUUUUGGAGCGCCUGGCCGAGACCAUGUUUUCCUACACGGCGUAUCCCAACGACCCGCAGCGGGCGGCGGUGGCACAGGCGCUGAUCGAGAAGCAUCCAUGCCUGAGGGAGCCCGGCUCUUUUAACGGAUGUUAUGGGUGGCAGCAAAGUCUGAAAUACAAAUGUGCAAACUACCGGAGCAAACUAAAAGCACACGGAAACCCUGAGCUGAUUAUAAACACACUGAAACACAAGCAGGAGGGCGACAGGAAACCUGCGAAGAACAUCAAGAAACCCAGGAAGUCUGAGGUCAACUACCUGCCCUCACACCCAGCGGGCGAAACAGACAGUAGCCUGGAAAACGUGAGACUUGAGCUCAUAGCAGCGAGCAAGAUGCAGGACAACGGCCCGCUGAUAAAUGACAUGAUGUCCAGAACAUACAGCUGCAGACGGAGAGAAGUGGUGGGCCAGGCCGUGCAGAUCGCAGAGUUCAAAGAGCGAUGGCCGGCCCUCUUCGACCCGGUUCAGAUAAAUGAAGAGUUCCGAAGGUGCAACACGAUCCCCCUCGAGUCCACAUUCAUCUCCCAGCUGGACAGGUACAUGCCAAAGUUCCUGGAAUUAUUCAGGUCAAAGGGGGGAGCUGUUGGACAACGCAUGAAAAGUGUGUUGACUGACCUGAUUCAGGACCCUCGUGCCUCAGUGGUGAAGAGGAGGGAUGUGACUCUGAGGUGUCUCAUCGAGUACAUGGGGGAGAGUGUGCAGGACCUCAUCUCUGACUACUAUAAAACAGCAGAGAGUAAAGUGCUGGAGGACCUUCAGACGCACAGCAUGAGGAUCUACAUCUGUCACCAGCCAGACGCCGUCGGCAUCGUCAUCGAUGGGACUCCGGUGUUGACGGGUCUGGACAACAUGUCUGAGGCCUGCUGCCUGCUGCUGGGCCUGACCUACGCCCUGAACCUGGAUUAUCCUCCCAAACUGGCUAAAACUUUUGAAGUUUUUCAGAGAUUAUUUGUAGGACUGGAUACGCUGCAGCCAAAACCAACUUCCAAGUACAUCAACCUGAAGAACAGACUCCUCACCUAAGCAAUGGCUUUGGGCUGCUGGUGCAGGUGUGCUUACCUGAGGCGCAGGGUUUGUGUGACAGCACAUCAGAAGAGCAGCUCCAGGACCUUUUAAAGCUACAUUCAGACACACCUGCAUUGUAGCAAAGCUCAGAGCCUCAUGCACAGUAAUAACACGUGUGAAAGACCAGAGAACAGACAUGAAGCAUAAAAACACAGCUCAGGUCAGGGUAUGGACGUGUACCAUGAGGUGAAUGCUGCUGGAUCCGGGUCCAUCACACAGGGUUGUACUGGAUGUUUGGACACCUGUGUAGUGGUGCACUCUCUUCCAUCCGUUGUUGAGCUCACAUCCAGGUUCUGUCUCACUACUAAGGCAGUGGAUAAAGGAAAUGUGAUAUUCCACACACCUCCACGUCAUGCCACGGCAGAUAGUCCCAGUGAACCUCGGUCAGACUGCAGCAUCAGCUCCAAGGCUCACAGGUGAGUCGUGAAGAUGGAAAAGCCCUCGUCUGCCCAGUUCUGGAUGAUUCAACAAACAAGCUUCUGUCAGCAGGUUCCUCUUAGGUCUGUAAAGCUCGGUGCCGUGUACAGUUUCCAAGGCAGGAGCUUUUGUUCACAUCUAAGUUUGUCUUCUCAUGUAGCUAGGCUGGUGUAGGGUCACUGAGUGGAAGGACAAUGCUGGACCCAGUGUUCAUGUUCUGAAGAGCCUGUUAUCUAUGUUUUGUAAGCUGACUGGACAGAAGGUUGGUCACUGAUGGUGUCAGAACACAUUAAAACGGUUUUACAGUG